UGGUGAUCACCUGAGUAUGGGAUGCCUAACGAGGGUGCCCGGCACUGCGGAGGUUAAACUCUUCUAGGCUUGGCUUCCGCAGCACAGUUGAUUAUGGGGUCGUUGAGACGGUGCUUAUGUCUUGUCGUUCCGUACGAACAUCAAGGUGGUCGAAAGCAGACGAUGUGGUGUAGUCUGUCCGGGAGUGGUAGCCGCUCAUUGGUCUUGAUGAUGACUCUGUUGCACCCAUCACGCAUGGGUCUAUCAUGAAGCGUCGGCUCCUGGGUGCCACACUGCCACACUUCUCCUCUUCAACCUUCCUGCAUUGAUACCCACUACUGUCAGUAUGGGUGGCCGACACUACAAGAACGACAACGCUCCAUCCCGCCAGGCUAACGCUCGGGAAGAGCUCAUCGCCUCUCUCACACGUAUCAACACUUACAACCCUCCAGUCCAGACGUGUUCGACAGGAUGGACAUUUCAUGGCUUGUAUUAUGGCCCAACCUCAGUCGCAUAUCUCUUCUUCCGAUUAUCUCAGUAUUAUCCUGAUUUGAUUUUCAAGGGUCAAUCACUCUUGGACUGGGCACAAGCUUACCUCGAUCUCGGCUCAUCCCAGCUUCGAAAAGGUGUCGACUCAGGUCAUUGUGGUAUCGCCAAUGAUGUGCUGGCACAACUGGCCAUCCGUGCUGUAAUGGACAAGGAUCCGAGCCUUGUUCAACAGCUCUGUUCAUAUGAAAGCACAAUUAACGACGAAGCCGGCUCUGACGAAUGGUUAUACGGUCGAUCAGGCUACUUGUAUCUUCUACGACUGGCCCGCUCUGGUUUCGAGGAAGACUCCAAUUCCAACAGAAUGAUCACCUCUACCAUUCAGAAAACAGUGCAGCGGAUCCUUGCGAGCAAACAGCCGUGGACAUGGCACGGGAAAGCAUAUCUCGGCGCAGCACAUGGCAGCUUUGGCAUCAUUUGCCAGAUUGUGUUGUCUCUGCCUUCAGUUUCGAAGUCCGUGGAGCACAUCCUUUCUGAUAUCCUCGAUACGCAGUUCCCCAGCGGAAACUUCCCUUCUUCGUUACCUCCCGGCUCCGAUCGACUGGUGCAAUUUUGCCAUGGAGGCCCUGGGGCUGUGCUUACCUUACGAGUUAUACGCCCACAUUUUCCCAAUUUACAACAGAGAGUCGACAUGGCCAUCAAAGCGGCUAAUAAAGACACAUGGGACCGUGGUGUGCUUACCAAAGAACCUUGCUUGUGUCACGGCAUCGCAGGAAACGCACUGGCACUUGAUGACUUGGCAAAAUUUCUGCAUUUCAUUUCAUACAUGUCAAGCGACCACCUCGAAGCUCAAGGAUGGAUGCACGAGGCGGGCAGAAGCAACGAGUUUGUAGGUCUUUACACAGGAGAGGCCGGCAGAGCUUGGGCGUGGGCUGUAGCGGAUAAGCCUGAGGAGCUGGGUAGAUCGUGCAUCGGGUUCAAUGAUUUAUGAGCUAGUAUGAGAGGGUGAGCAACCUCCUUUGCGGAAGAGCACUGGAAGCACUUCAUGAUGUACGACUAAAAGUAGACUUCGAACAGUAAUGCUGAA
Messenger RNA from Exophiala viscosa, 1552 nucleotides. RefSeq lists its product as uncharacterized. Gene Ontology annotation, biological process: carbohydrate metabolic process; peptide modification. The coding region runs from base 326 to 1456 and encodes 376 amino acids. Gene Ontology annotation, cellular component: plasma membrane. Lineage: Eukaryota; Fungi; Ascomycota; Eurotiomycetes; Chaetothyriales; Herpotrichiellaceae. The record is from RefSeq and is a predicted model, not a curated record. The transcript has a single exon.